UGCCUUUCAUACUCGUCUCGGAUAAAUAGCGGGUCCAGCCGCCGACAGAUGACGACGAGCACACCCCGCCAACCUGGGUCCAACCUCCACCUCGACACUCACGCAUGCGCAUCAACAAACCACCACGAUGCCGGCCUACAACUCCAUCUUCAACUCCGAGCCCUCCCCCCGCCUAAUCGGCAACUUCCCCCUCCUCCCUCUCCGCACGCGCACCCGCGGCCCGGCAUUCGCUCUCCCCGCCGAUCCAUCCCUCGCGGCCUCCGAGUCGCCAGAGCCAGAUAGCGAGUCCUACGAUGCGCUGGACGAGGUGCUCGGCCUGUUCCGCGCCAACACGUUCUUUCGAAACUUCGAGAUCCAGGGAUAUGCGGAUCGUCUGCUUGUGUAUGGGAUUUUGUGGGUGAGCGAGUGUUUGGGGAAGAUUAGGCCGGCGAUGAGUGCUAGGGAAGCACAGAAGGAAGUUCAGAACGUCGCGCUCGAUACCAACUUCUCUAUCCCAGGCGACCCAGGCUUUCCGUUGAACCAGAUGUUUGAAGCACCUGCCUCCCGCCAAGAUGCCGAAGUCCUGAAACAAUACCUGAUGCAAGUCCGCCAGGAGCUGGCACAGAGGCUACUGGCAAGGAUCUAUGAGGAUGGUUCCGAUAGGCCAAGUAAGUGGUGGCUGAGCUUUACGAAGAGGAAGUUUAUGGGGAAGAGCCUGUGAGGCGCGAUAGGGCGGAGAAAGAACACAGUGCUAGGCGAACGACGAAGAGGGCGGGUUAAAGGUGCAACUGGCGGUUGAGACUGAUUUGAGGCGUCAAAAGCAAAUUAAAUUUCGUGACCGGAACACGAUUGUGUUGAUAGAUCGAUGCAAUUGUUCUCAGUAGGAGAGCUAUUAUAUAUCUACAUCCUGUCC
Messenger RNA from Pseudogymnoascus verrucosus, 892 nucleotides. RefSeq names its product subunit of the Arp2/3 complex (gene ARC18). Gene Ontology annotation, biological process: Arp2/3 complex-mediated actin nucleation; regulation of actin filament polymerization. The record is from RefSeq and is a predicted model, not a curated record. The transcript has 4 exons. Gene Ontology annotation, cellular component: Arp2/3 protein complex; cytoskeleton. Gene Ontology annotation, molecular function: actin filament binding. Bases 128 to 700 code for a protein of 190 amino acids. Lineage: Eukaryota; Fungi; Ascomycota; Leotiomycetes; Thelebolales; Thelebolaceae.